Mesitornis unicolor (brown roatelo) is the source of this 423-nucleotide messenger RNA. RefSeq names its product dynein, axonemal, light intermediate chain 1 (gene DNALI1). The transcript has 4 exons. Gene Ontology annotation, cellular component: filopodium; axoneme. NCBI's taxonomy places the organism in Eukaryota, Metazoa, Chordata, Aves, Mesitornithiformes, Mesitornithidae. The record is from RefSeq and is a predicted model, not a curated record. Gene Ontology annotation, molecular function: dynein heavy chain binding. The annotation marks the transcript as partial.
ACCGGGAUCUGCCCCGUGCGCAGGGAGCUCUACACGCAGUGCUUCGAUGAACUGAUCCGUGAAGUUACCAUUAACUGUGCGGAGCGGGGGCUGUUGCUGCUCCGAGUCAGGGAUGAAAUCCAGAUGACCAUUGCAGCGUACCAGACGCUGUACGAGAGCAGUUCUGCGUUUGGCGUGCGGAAGGCGCUGCAAGCCGAGCAAGGCAAAUCUGACAUGGAAAAAAGAAUUGCAGAGCUAGAAGAAGAAAAGCGGGAGCUGGAGAGACAAGUGAGUGAACAGAAAGCUAAAUGUGAAGCUAUUGAAAAAAGUGAAAAUGAGAAGCGAAUGAUAGAAGAAAAGCAGCACGCGGAAGAGAUUCAGUUCCUGAAACGAAUGAAUCAACAGCUGAAGGCCCAACUUGAAGCCAUCACUGCAACCAAGUAG